AUGGAUGAGUGCAAGGCCACAGCAAGUCCGGUCGACUUGAGCACUCGGCUUGUCGCAAGCACCGAAGCGGCCAAGAUCGACGUUCCGUUUCGUGAAGCUGUGGGAGCUUUGAUGCACUUGACGACUGCGACGCGCCCGGACAUUGCGUAUGCUGUGGGGUACGUCUCGCGCUUCAUGGAGAAUCCGCAGCAAGAACAUUGGACGGCGGUGAAGCGCAUCUUUCGUUACUUGCAAGGGACCAAGUCGCACGGACUCCGCUUCCAGCCAAGCGACAAGAUCGACUUUCGUGGCUACUCGGACGCGGACUGGGCCGGCGACCACGCUGAUCGCAAGUCGACUUCGGGUUACACUUUCAUGCUGAUGGGUGCUCCUGUGAGUUGGGGAAGCAAGAAGCAGUCAAGUGUGUCGCUGUCGACGAGUGAAGCGGAAUACAUCGCACUGAGUCUGGCCAUCCAGGAAGGCAAGUGGGUGCAUCGCCUGCUAUGCGAGAUUUUGGCGGCCGCAAACGAACCAGGACCGGACCUCGUCAUCCGUGAAGACAACCAGUCGUGCAUCAAGAUGACGAAGAAUCCGGUGAAUCAUGGCCGCGCCAAGCACAUCGACAUCAAGUACCAUCACAUCCGUGAUGAGGUCAAGCGCGGGGAAGUGCAGCUCGAGUAUUGCGAGACUUCCGUGAUGAUGGCGGACAUCAUGACCAAGGGACUUUCGGGACCUCGUCACAAGGACUUGACGACGGCUCUCGGCAUUCGUGCGAGUUCGGAUUGA
Molecule: messenger RNA, 765 nt
Organism: Peronospora matthiolae
Lineage: Eukaryota; Oomycota; Peronosporomycetes; Peronosporales; Peronosporaceae
Source: the annotation of a GenBank genome assembly